AUAUAAUAUGUAUUUAUCUUUAAUUAUCAAGCAUAAGAAUCAAUAAAGAAUCAUUUCAUUCGUUUUUGACUACCUUUACAUCUAAUAAUGAUAGAAAUGAAAAUACAGAAAUUGAAUUGUUCAAAUUUGGUGAGCCGUAUUUGAGCCAAGCAAGCGUUGACUCAGCUGACCCUCGUGGAGUAAUAUUUUCAACUGCUUCCCAUCCUUCUUCUACUCUGGCGACCCAAACAAUAGGCGCGUGAAGCCACCAUUCCCUAUUUUGCAGAUUUUUUUUUACAAAAUCCCCUUUUUUCUCAUUUCACAAUCUCAAAUCUGAAUUAACCACCGGAGAAGAAGAAGAAGAAAGAUGUUGUUCGACAUACUUUUACAGGUGGCGAUAUUUCUGGUGUUGCUGUUCAUGUUCCUAUUCGUCCACGAGGUGCCCCAAAAGCUAAUCUCCAAGCUCCGUCUCCUCACGCGCCGAUCCAAUCUCCAAGCCAGGCGCCACUUCGUUAUCGGCGCGCAGCUCCUCUCUCAGGCCAGAUCCUCCUCCUCCGACUUCCGAUCCCUAGCCGAGCGAGCCGCCGCCGAAGCCGACAAAGCCAUCGCCCUCGAUCCCAAGGAAGCCGCGUCGCACAUACUGAAGGCGCUCGCGCUGGAGCUGCUAGGGUUCAAGACGUCGGCUCUCGAUUCGCUUGACGCGGCGCUGUCGCCGCUGGCGGCGAAGUCCCUGAGCGACGAAGAGAGAGGCGACGCGCUGUUCAAGAGGGCGGAGUUGCGGGCGGCGGUCGACGGAGGGGGAGGCGCGGCGGUGGAAGACCUGGUGGAGUCGGUGAGGCUGAAAGGGGAUAAUGCGAAGGCGUACGGGUUGUUGGGGGAGUGUUAUGAGAAGAAAGGGCUGAUUGAUGAAGCCCAAAAAGCCUAUGAAAAUGCUCUUCGUGUCCAGCCCGAUUACGUUUUGGCCCGUGACAGUUUGACCCGUUUAGGAUUUUAAUGAAAAGGCCCAGUUGUUUUUUAUUUAUUUGUUUUUCCCCCUGUUGUUCUUGCAAAUUAUGAUUGAAUUUUAAAAUUUUAUAUUCA
Erythranthe guttata (spotted monkey flower) is the source of this 1059-nucleotide messenger RNA. RefSeq lists its product as hypothetical. Gene Ontology annotation, molecular function: protein binding. Lineage: Eukaryota; Viridiplantae; Streptophyta; Magnoliopsida; Lamiales; Phrymaceae. The record is from RefSeq and is a predicted model, not a curated record.